Messenger RNA from Cyphomyrmex costatus, 977 nucleotides. RefSeq lists its product as uncharacterized. NCBI's taxonomy places the organism in Eukaryota, Metazoa, Arthropoda, Insecta, Hymenoptera, Formicidae. The coding region runs from base 282 to 917 and encodes 211 amino acids. Gene Ontology annotation, molecular function: DNA binding. Gene Ontology annotation, biological process: nucleosome assembly. Gene Ontology annotation, cellular component: nucleosome. The transcript is spliced from 3 exons. The record is from RefSeq and is a predicted model, not a curated record.
CGUUUGUUCAUCGAUUGAAUUUUUUGACGCGACGCGUUUGGUAGAUCAGCUGACUUGCAAAUUCGCCGUGUUUCUUCGAUAAGACCGGAAUACUGAAGCAAGAGAUGGUACAAAGGUUACCGUGAAUUUUGCCGUAAAAAGAAUUUCAUGGAACAGGAGAGGCGCAUUAAUUAAACGGGCCGUUUGUCUCUCAGCUUGUCAAGAGAUAGGUUAUUUAAUUAACAAGGUACAAGAAAGAAAAGUUACUUUUCCCAAUCUUGUUAAUUCAGAAUCUCAUCAACAUGGCAUAUCUGACUGGGAAGAUCCUCAGUUUAGUGAUCUCUGCGAUCAAGAACCUUCGCGAGCUCAAAGGAUCUACAACGCGAGAAAUUCUUCACUAUAUCACAUCUGUUUACAAAAUUCCGGUUGCUGUGGCACGACGUCAGAUGCAGAAUGCUUUAAAGCGCGGAGUCACUUAUGGCAUUUUGAAGAAGACCGAUGGUCAGUAUAGUCUGCCGACCGACAAUGAGAUCACACGGCAGGAGGUAGCUGCUCAGGAGAUCGGUAUGCUGGAUUUGUACUGCCAGCGAAAGAUUCAUCGAUCGAGAGGUGCCAGAACACAACGUAAUAGAAGAACUGGGCGCAGUCGAAGGGUCGCCUGCAGGUGCAGUAAGAAAGGUGUACGACGAAGGUCACGAGAGUGCGGGUCAAGGUCUUGCAGGAGGAGAAGAGGUGGAAGCAUAAGCUUUGGCAGACGCGUUCACGAUGGGACGAAGCCUAAGAUCGAACCUAUUCUGGACGUCGACAAAUUGACUGAUAAGUCAACUAAAUCGAAUCCGACUAUGACAGGGGCCAGCAUGAUUGACGAUGUUGAACGAAGCAAUAGCUCAAAUAUACCUUCCGAACAAUGGGAUGGCAGUAUAUCGUUAUCAUGUUAAUUAUAAUGGAGAGAUAUUUGAGUGACAAUCAUUGGGAUUCCUAAAUGUUGUGAUACAAUU